This is a messenger RNA of Sapajus apella (tufted capuchin), 2256 nucleotides long. RefSeq names its product solute carrier family 7 member 9 (gene SLC7A9). Bases 697 to 2160 code for a protein of 487 amino acids. The record is from RefSeq and is a predicted model, not a curated record. Gene Ontology annotation, cellular component: membrane. NCBI's taxonomy places the organism in Eukaryota, Metazoa, Chordata, Mammalia, Primates, Cebidae. The transcript is spliced from 16 exons. Gene Ontology annotation, molecular function: L-amino acid transmembrane transporter activity. Gene Ontology annotation, biological process: amino acid transmembrane transport.
CCUUGGCCUCCCAAAGUGCUGGGAUGACGUGUGUGAGCCACUGCACCUGGCUUAUUGUGCCUUAUUUCAAUAACGUGCUGCUGAAAUGUGUUGAAGCCAAGGCAUGUUCGCUGGCUGCGUUGUCACUGAGACGAGCCCUGACACCCACUGCUCUGGACCCUGCUGGGCUGCUUUGCAGGCCCAGUGUCUACAAACAACAGAACAGAGGUAGUGAGGACCCAGGCUGGGCUAAGGCGACCUCAAACUACAGAGUGCCUGAGGCCGCUUCCUGGAACUGGACAAGCCACCUGCUGCUGAGGACCCAGGCUGGCUCCCCGCAUCUGUGCUGGGUGCUCUGGGCCCCCAUCCCCUUGUUCCUCAGUCCACCCGUGUGUCAGCACUCUGCAGAAGGUAUAGAUGAGAGAGAGGAAGAGUGCACCGAGUACGUCCCUGACAUUGAAAGCCCUUGUACACCACUGAUUCAUCACAAAUUCUUAUGGUUGGAAUUCAUGAGGCCCCCGUUUCCCUGAUGGGCAAGGUGUUGUGUCCCUUGUGUCUGAUGAGCCGUGACAUGGCUACGUGAAUAGUACCACAGCCAGACCUGACUGGCUUUUGGCCACAGCUGCAGGGAGGACGCAGGGGCCUCAGGACUGCUUGUGGCUCCAAGUGGUGAAGCCCUGUCCCUGGUAAAGUCUCCUGGAACCAGCAGGAGGAAACAUGGGGGAGACCGGCCUGAGAAAGCGGAGAGAGGAUGAGAAGUCGAUCCAGAGCCAAGAGCCCAAGACCACCAGUCUCCAAAAGGAGCUGGGCCUCAUCAGUGGCAUCUCCAUCAUCGUGGGCACCAUCAUCGGCUCCGGGAUCUUCAUCUCCCCUAAGUCUGUGCUCAGCAACACAGAAGCCGUGGGGCCCUGCCUCAUCAUAUGGGCGGCUUGCGGGGUCCUCUCGACGCUGGGUGCCCUGUGCUAUGCAGAGCUUGGCACGAUGAUCACCAAGUCUGGGGGUGAGUACCCCUACCUGAUGGAGGCCUACGGGCCCAUCCCCGCCUACCUCUUCUCCUGGGCCAGCCUUUUCGUGAUGAAGCCCUCGUCCUUCGCCAUUAUCUGCCUCAGCUUCUCCGAGUACGUGUGCUCACCCUUCUACCCAGGCUGCAAGCCUCCUGAAAUUGUUGUGAAAUGCCUGGCUGCCGCCGCCAUCUUAUUCAUCGCGACGGUGAACUCACUGAGCGUGCGGCUGGGAAGCUAUGUCCAGAACAUCUUCACCACGGCCAAGCUGGUGAUCGUGGCCAUCAUCAUCAUCACGGGGCUCGUGCUCCUGGCCCAAGGAAACACAAAGAAUUUUGAGAAUUCUUUCGAGGGCACCCAGCUGUCUGUGGGAGCCAUCAGUCUGGCGUUUUACAAUGGACUCUGGGCCUACGAUGGAUGGAAUCAACUGAAUUACAUCACAGAAGAACUGCAAAACCCUUACAGAAACCUGCCCUUGGCCAUUGUCAUCGGGAUCCCCCUGGUGAUGGCAUGCUACAUCCUCAUGAACGUGUCCUACUUCACCGUGAUGACCACCACCGAGCUCCUGCAGUCCCCGGCCGUGGCUGUGACAUUUGGUGACCGUGUUCUCUAUCCAGCUUCUUGGGUCGUUCCACUUUUUGUGGCAUUUUCAACCAUCGGUGCUGCUAAUGGGACCUGCUUAACAUCGAGCAGACUCAUUUACGUGGCGGGCCGGGAGGGCCACAUGCUCAAAGUGCUUUCUUACAUCAGCGUCAAGCGCCUCACUCCAGCCCCUGCCAUCAUCUUUUAUGGUAUCAUAGCAACUAUUUAUAUCAUCCCUGGUGACAUAAACUCGUUAGUCAAUUAUUUCAGCUUUGCUUCGUGGCUCUUUUAUGGCUUGACGUUUCUAGGACUCAUUGUGAUGAGAUUUACAAAGAAAGACCUGGAAAGGCCUAUCAAGGUGCCCAUAGUCAUCCCCGUCUUGGUGACGCUCAUCUCUGUGUUUUUGGUUCUGGCUCCGAUCAUCAGCAAGCCCGAGUGGGAGUACCUCUACUGUCUGCUGUUUAUAUUGAGCGGCCUUAUAUUUUACUUCCUGUUUGUCUACUUCAAGUUUGGAUGGGCUCAGAAAAUCUCAAAGCCGAUUACCAUGCAUCUUCAGAUGCUAAUGGAAGUGGUCCCACCAGAGGAAGAGCCUGAGUAACAAGCUCCAUCUCUUGUAGCUAAGUCAAAGCUGAAUUUAUUUUCUUAAGGAAAAAUUGUGGUUAUUUCUUAUGAAUAAAAUAUACUCAGAUGUUUA